Molecule: messenger RNA, 762 nt
Organism: Penicillium taxi
Lineage: Eukaryota; Fungi; Ascomycota; Eurotiomycetes; Eurotiales; Aspergillaceae
Product: SDR family NAD(P)-dependent oxidoreductase
Exons: 10
Coding region: 1-762 (253 amino acids)
Molecular function (GO): oxidoreductase activity
Source: RefSeq, a predicted model, not a curated record
AUGCCCUACUCGCUCAAAGGUCGAAACGUUCUUGUUACCGGUGGUUCACGAGGACUAGGUGCUCUUGUAGCCCAAAAGUUUGCCGCCGAAGGAAGCAAUAUCGCAAUAAACUACCAUUCUAAUAAGGAUGCUGCGGAUACACUUGCUGCAGAUAUAGCAAGCAAGUAUAAUGUCAAGACGGUUGUUGUCAAAGGUGAUGCAGGAAUAACUAGCGACUGCAUCAAUACCGUCAAGUCUGCAACUGAACAGUUGGGAGGGUUGGAUGUCGUGAUUUCAAACGCCGGAUGGACAAAGAUGACCCAAUAUGGCGAUCUAGAUGCAACGGAUGAUGCAGACUGGGAUAAAUGCUGGAAUGUCAACGUCAAGAGCGCCCUUCACCUGUUCAAGACUGCUCUACCUACUUUCAAUGCUAACCCUGAUGGCGGUGCCUUCAUUAUUACUGCCUCAAUUGCUGGCAUCAUUCCGAGCGGCAGCAGCAUUCCAUAUGGCGUGAGCAAGGCAGCCUUGAUUCACCUCAUGAAGUGCCUCGCUUCAUCCCAGGGCCCAAAGAUCCGUAUCAAUGCCAUAGUACCUGGUCUCUUGCUUACUGAAUGGGGCAAGUCAUUCCCUCAGGAAAGUAUCGGGAAAUGGGAGGCGAAGACGAUACUGAAACAGGCGCCCGAUCUCGAUGAUACCGCAGAAAUGUUCUUAACUCUUGCAAAGAGCUCCUCUAUGACUGGACAGGCUAUCCGAAUUGACUCAGGAUUUGGACUUUUGCAAUAG